CACGUGUCUAAAUUAGUUUCUUUAAUUAUACCAUACGUUCUUUGUUAUUCCUAACUAAUCCCCUUUCCCAAUCGCAGCAUCUUCUUCUCAACUCUCGAAGUCCCCAUCCAUGGCCGCAGCUCCAUCUCUCAAUCUCCAAUCCAAUCUCCAUUCUCUCAAGAGGACCUUCUCCAAUGGCCGCCUUCGCAAGCCUCGCUCCUCCUCUUCCAUCGUAGCCCUCCACCAGAAUGGUUCCCUUCGCUCUCACGGCACUCCCGGCCUCCGCGUCGCCUUCCAAGGCUCCACCGGCGCAUACAGUGAGUUCGCCGCUAAGACUGCCUGUCCUGAGUGCGCCACCGUCCCUUGCCGCUCCUUCGCCGAUGCGAUCGCCGCCGUCGAGCGCGAUCGUGCCGAUCGCGCCAUCGUCCCUGUGGAGAGCACCAUGGAGGGCACUGCCCUCCGGAACUACGACCUCCUUCUCCGCCAUGACCUUCGGAUUGUUCAGGAAAUCAACCUCUUCGUCCACUACUGCCUCCUCGCUAUGCCCGGCGUCAGCACUGCGGAGCUCCGCCGGGUUAUCAGUCAUCCUAUGGCUCUCGCUCACUGCGGUCGAGCUCUCGAGCGCCUUGGCCUUGAUCGCGAGGCUGUAGAAGACACCGCCGGCGCUGUCAAAAUGCUCCUAUCCGAGCAGAUGCUCGACACCGCUGCCAUCGCUAGUCCUCGCGCCGCUGCCAUCUACGGCCUCGAUGUCCUCGCUGGUGGCCUCCAGGACGAGUCCUGGAACGUCACUCGGUUCCUCCUCCUCUCCAAGCUGCCGGAACCACUCCCUCCCUCCUCCUCCGGCAAGAUGAAAACCAGCAUGGUCGUCGCCCACCGUGGCGGAUCCAUGACGGUUCUUCUCAAAAUCCUCUCCGCCUUCUCCUCCCGAGACAUCAGUCUGACCAAACUCGAGGUGAACAAUCCGACGAUGGAGGGGAAAGGGCCGGUAAUCAUACUGGAUGUGCGCUCACCGGCGAUGCUGAAGACUUUCCCCCAUGUCCUCUAUGUGGACUUCGAGGGCUCGAUCGAAGAUGAGAAGGUGAAAGAGGCCAUUGAUGAGAUCUCAAGCUUCUCAGUGUUCGUUCGGGUCUUGGGUUGCUACGCCGCCGAUCCACACGUCUACGAUCUCUAUUAGCACGUUGCAUUAGAGUUUGGAAGGGAGUUAAGUUUCACCCUGUCUUACUCCAGUCUCCUUAUUCUGUCACUGCCCUAAUAUUCCUUAAUGGCAGCAAAAAAAAAAAAGGAUAUGUAAUGGAGACUUCAUUGUCAUGAUUGUGAAGUGCAAGGAAGAAAGAUUCUUCAUCCUUUUAUCUGUGGAUGUGGUCUUGAAAAAGGUUUGCACUAAGAUAUAUACCAAGAAUCAUGGUGGAAAUACAUCAUAAUAAUAGAGCACACUUUGGUGUAUAUCAUAAGAUUAUUGAUUUGAAGAUAAUUAAUGUUUAGCAAAAAAGACAUCAGUCUUUUACAACAAGUUAUGAAAUGCUCAUGCUUGUGUGUCCUUGUUAUGUAUUAUUGAUUUUGUGGAAAUAAAGGAACUUGUUGCUUCUCA
This is a messenger RNA of Dioscorea cayenensis subsp. rotundata (Guinea yam), 1567 nucleotides long. Its product is annotated as arogenate dehydratase/prephenate dehydratase 6, chloroplastic-like. Lineage: Eukaryota; Viridiplantae; Streptophyta; Magnoliopsida; Dioscoreales; Dioscoreaceae. The transcript is spliced from 2 exons. The record is from RefSeq and is a predicted model, not a curated record. Bases 110 to 1153 code for a protein of 347 amino acids. Gene Ontology annotation, cellular component: chloroplast; cytoplasm. Gene Ontology annotation, molecular function: arogenate dehydratase activity; prephenate dehydratase activity; chorismate mutase activity. Gene Ontology annotation, biological process: L-phenylalanine biosynthetic process.